Molecule: messenger RNA, 2217 nt
Organism: Ziziphus jujuba (common jujube)
Lineage: Eukaryota; Viridiplantae; Streptophyta; Magnoliopsida; Rosales; Rhamnaceae
Product: BTB/POZ domain-containing protein POB1
Exons: 7
Coding region: 387-2111 (574 amino acids)
Biological process (GO): response to red light
Cellular component (GO): nucleus
Molecular function (GO): protein binding
Source: RefSeq, a predicted model, not a curated record
UAACAACACCUAUUUUCCUACAUAUAGUAAAAAAUAAAACUGAAAAAAAAUAAGAAAUUUAAUGUAAUCGCAUCCAUAUUAAAAAUAUACAGAAGAAAGGAAAUGCUCGGAGGAGAUUAACAAAAAUGUAUAAAUAUCAAGAAGGCGAAGCAAUAGAGGAUGAAAAAUGAAGAAAAGUGUAUAGGCCUGUACUGUAGCCCUGAAAAUCUGGCACAUGCAAUGGAACAAUUCGUUAUUUGUUGCGAUUUUUACACAUGGAGAUGUUGGGGAGGGAUUGAUAUCGAAUUGUACGGAAGCCUGGUAGGAAGAAAUUAGGGAAAAAAAAGAAAGAAGGUUUUAUAGAUUUUGAAUUUGGGUUUUUAAGGAGGGUUAGGGUUUUUCGGGGCAUGAGAAAGUCGAACGUUGAUCUAUUCGAUCCGCGUACGGUCAUGGAUUCCGAUUUCUCUCCCGGUGGACUCUCUGCUUCCAGCUCCGAUUCCGAUUUCGCCUUCGCUUUCAACGACAGCAAUUUCUCCGAUCGGGUUUUGAGGAUUGAGAUUAUUCCCGAUUUGCCUGAGACCAAAUCAGACGGCGAAGGUGGUUGCACUAGCAUCGCUGAUUGGGCUCGUAACCGCAAGAGACGGAGAGAGGAGAUUAAGAGAGAGGGCGCUGUUGAUGUUCUCGUGCAUCGUGACGAGCAGAUUUUGCCAGAUACAGAGGAUGUUGUAGCUUAUGAAAACCAAGAUGAAGAACCUGUGGCAAUGGUUGAGGAAUCACCUGCAAGUGCUGGAAUCACUUUGAAUCUUCUUGAAAGUAAUAUAGGUGAGGAAGCUGCUCAUAGCAAGGAUUCAUCCUGGAGCAUGGACGGUUCAACAGUUCUAAAAGUUAAAACCAUGCAUAUCAGCUCACCAAUUUUGGCAGCAAAAAGUCCAUUUUUUUAUAAGUUGUUUUCAAAUGGGAUGAGGGAGUCAGAGCAGCGACAUGUAACUCUACGAAUCCAUGCUUCUGAAGAAGCAGCCCUUAUGGACCUUCUUAAUUUUAUGUAUAGUAAUACUUUAUCUACAAUGACACCUCCUGCUUUGUUGGAUGUGUUGAUGGCUGCUGACAAAUUUGAGGUUGCAUCAUGUAUGAGAUAUUGCAGCAGGCAAUUGCGGAACUCGCCUAUGACUUGCGAGUCUGCAUUGCUUUAUUUAGAUCUUCCUUCCAGUGUUCUUAUGGCUGAUGCAGUCCAGCCACUGACAGAUGCAGCCAAGCAGUUUCUUGCCACACGCUACAAAGAUGUAACCAAAUUCCAGGAUGAGGUGCUGAACCUGCCCCUUGCUGGCAUUGAGGCUGUACUGUCCAGUGAUGAUCUUCAGGUGGCUUCUGAGGAUGCUGUUUAUGAUUUUGUGCUGAAGUGGUCUCGAACCCAUUAUCCCAAGCUUGAAGAGCGACGAGAAGUCCUUGGCACACGCCUAGGUUCCCUAAUCCGUUUUCCAUACAUGAGCUGCAGAAAGCUUAAGAAGGUUUUAACUUGCAAUGACUUUGAACCGGAAUUUUCAUCAAAAGUUGUGCUUGAGGCUCUAUUUUUCAAGGCUGAGGCGCCUUAUCGGCAGCGCACUCUGGCUGCAGAGGAAGCUAAUUCCACUUAUCGUCGAUUUGUGGAACGGGCAUACAAAUACCGGCCAGUUAAAGUUGUGGAAUUUGAACUUCCCCGUCAACAGUGCAUCGUGUAUCUUGACCUGAAACAGGAAGAAUGUUUAAAUCUGUUUCCCUCCGGACGUGUGUACUCCCAGGCUUUCCACCUGGGUGGACAGGGGUUUUUCUUGUCAGCCCACUGCAACAUGGACCAACAAAGCUCAUUCCAUUGCUUUGGGUUAUUUUUGGGGAUGCAAGAGAAGGGAUCCGUCACAUUUGCAGUCGACUAUGAGUUUGCUGCGAGGUCAAAGCCUAGCGAGGAUUAUGUUAGCAAGUACAAAGGCAAUUAUACUUUCACAGGGGGAAAGGCUGUCGGAUACCGGAACUUGUUUGCUAUACCGUGGACACAAUUCAUGGCCGAGGACAGCCAGUAUUUUAUCAAUGGCACACUCCAUCUCAGGGCUGAGCUCACCAUCAGGCCCAGAGUGACAUUGGCCUCAGAGAUAGAGACUUGAUAACCAGUCACAUAUUGUAUUUUGGUUUUUGUUCCGCAAGAAAGGAAAAUCUAGGGCUGUUUGUAAAAAAUAAAAAAUAAAAAAUAAAAUUAAUAUUAUUUAGUUA